This is a messenger RNA of Vicia villosa (hairy vetch), 727 nucleotides long. Its product is annotated as protein FATTY ACID EXPORT 5-like. NCBI's taxonomy places the organism in Eukaryota, Viridiplantae, Streptophyta, Magnoliopsida, Fabales, Fabaceae. The record is from RefSeq and is a predicted model, not a curated record. Gene Ontology annotation, cellular component: membrane. Bases 132 to 491 code for a protein of 119 amino acids. The transcript is spliced from 3 exons.
AAUCUCUGAAUUUUUCAAUUUGAGACUUUCUUUCUUCUCUAUCUUUUUUCCCGAUUCACUUCAAUUUCCUCCCAAAUUUCCCGAAAAAUCAAAGUUCAUUUGCGAAGGAAAGAAAACCGAGAGAAAGAAAAAUGCACGAUUUCUGUUUCACGAUUCCUUACGGAUUGGCAUUAGUCGGUGGAGGAUUGUUCGGUUUCAUCCAAAAAGGAAGCACCGCUUCACUCGCCGGAGGUGUCGGCACCGGUUUGGUUCUCAUCCUCGCCGGUUAUCUCAGUCUCAGUGCCUUCGGAAAGCGGAAGAACUCGUUCCUUGCUCUCGCUAUUGAGAUCCUUUGUGCAGGCGCACUAACUUGGAUCAUGGGGCAGAGAUACUUGCAAACAUCAAAGAUUAUGCCAGCUGGUAUUAUUGCAGGACUAAGCGGCGUCAUGACUCUGUUUUAUAUCUUCAAACUAGCAACUGGUGGCAAUCAUAUACCUGCUAAGGCUGACUGAUGAAAAAGUGAUUCAUCAUAUUACUAUAAUUCAUAUAUGUUGAGUGACCUACAUGAUUUAGAUGGUUGUACUUAGUGAUUUCAAAGUUUCGAACAGAUAGUUGUCGUUGUUGUAUGUAGAGAAUUGGUUUUUUUUUUUUUUUCAUUGGGAUCUUCCUGAAUGCAAAAUAGACUGGUUGUUACAUUAUUCACAAAUUCGAUGAAAAUUACUAAUGAAAUGUAUUAUGAUUUAUGACC